This is a messenger RNA of Micromonas commoda, 876 nucleotides long. RefSeq lists its product with no specific name. The record is from RefSeq and is a predicted model, not a curated record. Lineage: Eukaryota; Viridiplantae; Chlorophyta; Mamiellophyceae; Mamiellales; Mamiellaceae. The transcript has a single exon. The coding region runs from base 1 to 876 and encodes 291 amino acids.
AUGGCGCACGUUUCGACCAUGAUGUCGCGUAUCUCGAUCACGGCGCCGCUCCACGCUUCUCCUCAUCGUCCCGCGGGCGCCGGCUCGCGUCGUGCGGCGGUGACGGUUCGCGCGGGCAAGGGCAAGGGCGCCAAGUACCGUCGAGGCGCCGACGACCCGUACGCGAAGGAGAAGAACAAGGAUAAGAUGGAGAAGCAGACCAAGGCGAAGCAGAGCGCGGAGGAUGGACCGCUGAACUCCGUGUUUUCAAAGGAGGAACCCAAGGAGGAGUAUUUCCUGUUCGUCCGUAAGCUCAGGGUCGACGGGUCCGGGGCAGCCGCACCCGCCGCCGACUCCGACGCCGAAAAGAAAUCCGUCGACGAGGGAGAGUACUCCAGCGCCAAUAUCGGCGCCAUGUUGGGCAUGAAGGGGCCGAACACGGAUGGAUCCGGGUCCAAAAUUUCCAGCCUCGGUAACUGGCUGCCAUUGGGCGACGUGUCGAUCGAGGCUGGCGGGGAUCUCGACGUAGUGGUGGCGGAGCGUAGGCGGAUGCUGGUGAAGUUCGCCAAGGUGAAGCAUCUGAAGCUACUCCCGGUGUGCGCCGAUGAGAAGCUUGAGUUCGGCGUGCGAGUUCAGCGAGGACCGCCUCGUGGCACUGACCCAACCGCGGUAUUUCCGGUGGCGACAGACGCCGAGCACGAGGAGCUGGUCUGGGACCAUGAGACUAUGGGCGAGGAGGGGAGCGUUCGCGCGGAGCUUCGGCUGAUGCAGUCGCUGCCAAGCCUCGGCAAGGGCAAGAAGAACGAGAUGCUAUCCUCGGCGAUGGACAUGAUCAAGAGGCAGCAGGAGCAGGCCGCGGCGAUGAAAGCGGAGCGAGAGAAGGUGGAUGACGCUUAG